CAAAAGAGUUUGAAAUACUUGAAGAAACUGCCGUUCUUGCGUACUCCCAAAUACAACAAAUUUUAGUGAACCGACAGCUGAUCGCAGCAACUCAUACGUAACUUGGGUUUCGUUAAUUGGACGAUGAAUGGAAUUAUAUACUGCACAAUGUUCAGAACCCUGUUUAUACUAAGCGCGCAAGCUAUCCAGACUUCGAUGAUGCAAUCUGAGGGAGGAGAUACCAAUAGUACUUGUUUUAAAAAUUCCUGCUACAAUUUUAAUGCGUCAUACGAAACAUGGAACGAAAGCAGAAGAAUUUGCCAGGGGCAGGGAGGUGACCUAGUUUCCAUUGAAACCGAAGAAGAGUGGAAUUUUAUCAAUGACACGAUUCGACAUGAUCGAGGAGAAUGGUGGCACAUCGGUCUGGUAAGAGAAAACAGGAGUUGGACCUGGGUGAGUGGAAAACCACUGAAUAUUUGUAAAUUGGAUGAUAAUCAGCUAAUAAUGAGGAAGGGAACUAAGGCCGCGAUACUCAAAAAGAAGCAUCUGGACCGUUUUCCAUAUGGAAUGCUCAGAAGGAACUUUGAUUUCGCGAGUUUGCCAUAUAUUUGUGAACUUCCCAACGGUAACAAAACAUCACAGCUGUACGGUAUACUGUAG
Molecule: messenger RNA, 639 nt
Organism: Stylophora pistillata
Lineage: Eukaryota; Metazoa; Cnidaria; Anthozoa; Scleractinia; Pocilloporidae
Biological process (GO): cell surface receptor signaling pathway; G protein-coupled receptor signaling pathway
Cellular component (GO): plasma membrane
Molecular function (GO): G protein-coupled receptor activity
Source: RefSeq, a predicted model, not a curated record